ACUCAAGAAAGAUUCUAGGGAAGAUUUGUUGAUAUUCUAUCGUUAUUUUUAACAAAACUCCAAAAAAUAAUGGCUUCUGGAAUUCCUAGAUUAUCCAAGGAUUUGAAGGAACUGGUGUUUUCGGAAGAUCCGUCUAUAUCAGCGUUUCCUGAAUCAUGCGAUAUGUUACAUUGGGUUGCAACUAUCACAGGWGUAAAAGAAACGGUGUAUGAAGGUCUGAAGUACAAACUAACAAUUGAAUUUACUGACAAAUAUCCUUAUGAAGCUCCAACAGUAAAGUUUAAAACGCCUUGUUACCAUCCUAAUGUAGACACCAAAGGAAAUAUUUGUYUGGAUAUUCUCACCAAGGAUAAAUGGGUAUCGACCUUUACUGUUAGAACACUGCUUUUAUCUCUACAGAGUCUACUUGGAGAUCCAAAUUUACGUGACCCUUUAAAUACACAGGCAGCUGAUUUAUGGAAAAAUAAGAAAGAAUUCAUAAGAACUCUUCAAGAAUACCACCAAAAGAAUUCCCUGAAGGAAACAAACUAAUGUCAACCAAACAGUAAUAACAUUGGCCAAUAUUGUAAAUUUGUAUAUAUUCACUUAUAGUUAAAAUUAGAAUCUAAGUUUUAAUUUUACUUUUUAAAUCAUUUCUGUUUUUCUAGUAUACAUAAAUUUAGUGUCAUCCUUUGUUGUCAAAUUUGUUAAUAAAAUUGUCUCAAAGCUACA
Messenger RNA from Exaiptasia diaphana, 711 nucleotides. RefSeq names its product ubiquitin-conjugating enzyme E2 C. Lineage: Eukaryota; Metazoa; Cnidaria; Anthozoa; Actiniaria; Aiptasiidae. The record is from RefSeq and is a predicted model, not a curated record. The transcript has 7 exons. The coding region runs from base 70 to 531 and encodes 153 amino acids.